This is a messenger RNA of Hydractinia symbiolongicarpus, 1002 nucleotides long. RefSeq lists its product as uncharacterized. The record is from RefSeq and is a predicted model, not a curated record. NCBI's taxonomy places the organism in Eukaryota, Metazoa, Cnidaria, Hydrozoa, Anthoathecata, Hydractiniidae. Gene Ontology annotation, biological process: G protein-coupled receptor signaling pathway. The coding region runs from base 1 to 1002 and encodes 333 amino acids. Gene Ontology annotation, cellular component: membrane. Gene Ontology annotation, molecular function: G protein-coupled receptor activity. The transcript has 2 exons.
AUGGAUCCUAACUGUAGUGGUGUUAUCAGAUGUUCCUCUACAAAAUAUGAAAUGUUGUCAACAAGUAGCGCUAAAGUGAAUCUGAUCGUUUCAUGUUGGGCAAGCUUGAUAUGUAUAUUCUUUAUAAUGACAAUAAACAGUAUAUUUAUAUGGUCUGUAAAAUUUUCGAAGAGUUCAAAACGAGUGACAAAUGAUUUGUAUGUAAUGCUUUCUUUAUGUGAUUUAAUAACAGGUAUAGUGUCGUUACCUAUAUAUGCAGUUAUUCUGACAGGUUAUCAUAAAGGAAUUCCAAAUUGCACGAUGCUAAGGAUCCGGUUGAUAACCGGGUACGUAUGUGCUACAUUGGCAAUUACAACAAUUGGAUUCAUCACUGCGGCUUUGUGUGUGGCCGUCAUGAAACCGUUUUUAUACAAAACAAAACCCGUUAACAAAGUGCUUGUUUAUUUGUUGAUUAUAUUCUGGGUAUUAUGGAUAUUCAGUCCGUUAUUCUUUUACUACAUUUUUCCAUCUCUAUAUGGUAUUUACAAAGUUGUAACCACAGUUUGGGGUGUGCUAGUGUUUAUUCUUAUGCUGUUUUGUCAUUUAACCGUUCAAAGGUAUCUUCACGUAUGUCCAAGCAAACAUGCAGCAAAAAAUAAGAAACCAGCCAAGAUCGCGUUGCAAAUUCUUCUUGUUUAUAUCUUAUGUUACUUGCCUGGAGGUUUAAAGAAUAUCUAUGUACUUAUAUACAGCAAUUCUGCAUUUCAGCAGAGCUAUAUUGAUCCAUGGAUAUACUUCAUUACCUUGACAAAUGCAGUGUUUGAUACGUUUGUUUAUGGUUCAAGAGCAAGAAGGGUAGAAUCACAGACCACUGUAGUCUUUAGAAAUUUUGGUGACAAGGUGGCUGUGUUAAGAUUUGAAGAGAACACAGUCAGUGAGAUAAUAAAAUUAUCCAUCACAUUUCUAAGAAAUAUUAUGUUGACUAAAAAUCACAUAGAUAUGGUACAUAGAUUUGGUGUCUAA